AGACAAUAGAAAGUGUAGCAACUGUUCACGUGCCGCGUUGUACGCUAGUGUUGGUAUAUCGAUAGCAGGUCUGAACUGGUCAAUUUUUCUUGCACGCAGUCAGUUAUUUAUGAUCUUGAGAGCUUAGUGAAUCAGUUAUAUGUGCAACGUGCUUUAUUUAAACUUUUUAAUUUUUUUUAGGUUAUUGUGUUGAUUUUUUUUUUUACUUGUAAAAUGACGGAAAAAAUUAAAAAAUACGCAGUGAUUGAAUUCGAUGAGACAAUAAACAAUAAUAAAGUGGUAGAGUUAGUACCGAUCGAUUGGCUUACUGAGGACGAAACUAUGUGUUUAUGGCCACCAAAAAAAGAUGAAGACAAGGUGGAAAAAUGGGUAGAAUUUGAAGUUGGGCCUUAUUACGAGACAUGGUUAAAGUAUCCAAUCAAGAUUAUCAGCAAAGCUAAGGAUUAUGCUCAAGGAUUACGCCGAUUAAAAAAAUCAUACAAAACAAAAGAUGUUGAGAGCACUGAGAGUGAAUCUAUGAAUAAUCAAAAUACUGAGCCUAUGCUCUUCAGUUCGACACAUGUUUCUCAGUUGUUGUCACGGAGGCAGCCUCUAAACACAGGAGGCAAUACUCAAAGCCACACUGGAUUAAGUGAUGUUUUAGAUCCCAUAGCGGAACUCUCUGAGUUUGAUUUAAUUCAUCCCAACGACCAUUUAGAAGCUGAGAAAAGCAAUGAAGCUGCGUUUGGAAGUACAAUGGAACCGAAAAGCAUCACCAACUACGAUGAUCUUGCGAAAUAUUUGCAGCGUAUUAUUUGUACUGAAAUGUCGAAAGUUAAAAGAAACGUCAAUUACACCAUUGGACAACAAGUUAAAAAAAUAUUAGAAGUCGUCCAGCAGUCAGCAGAUGCACCGAGUAAACAAAAAGCUUGGAAUAUCAUCGGUGACAACUUGCCAUACGGAGAUAUUGCAACGUUUGUCGAGUUCGAUGAAUUUUUGAAAAAUACCGAGGAAAAACGCAAAGCAUUAGUAUUUACAAAUUAUUUAAAUAUUAUUCACAAAGAUUUACAAAUUGUUAAAAUAUUAUUUGGCGUUCAAUUGUAA
Cotesia glomerata is the source of this 1083-nucleotide messenger RNA. RefSeq lists its product as uncharacterized. The coding region runs from base 214 to 1083 and encodes 289 amino acids. The transcript has 3 exons. The record is from RefSeq and is a predicted model, not a curated record. Lineage: Eukaryota; Metazoa; Arthropoda; Insecta; Hymenoptera; Braconidae.